CAUUGAAUCCCGAGAGCCCGGCAUCUCUCACGAUGCGCGCCCCGCGUCUACCGACGCCAUCGUCGGCGGCCGCGAGCCCUUUGACAAAAUCGCCGCACGCAAUUUGCUUCACACGUCCGGAAUGUCGAUGACAUACGCGUUUCAUCCAUGCGCAGCGUCAUUCACCGAGGCGAGACACGCCCGCCCACAGCGUCCGUGGACGUUCUCGUCGCCUUCCGGGUGCCUCGUCCUGGUCGAUCCUCACGGAUCCUCCGAUCGCGCUGGCUCCGAGCGAUCGUCUCCCGCCCCAGUGGCAUUUCUACGAGUUGAAAAAAGAAAUGUACCCUCUGGUAGUAAAUUUAGCCAAACAUACGCGGAAA
Phanerochaete carnosa HHB-10118-sp is the source of this 359-nucleotide messenger RNA. RefSeq lists its product as uncharacterized. The record is from RefSeq and is a predicted model, not a curated record. NCBI's taxonomy places the organism in Eukaryota, Fungi, Basidiomycota, Agaricomycetes, Polyporales, Phanerochaetaceae. The annotation marks the transcript as partial. The transcript has a single exon.